GGUGUGAAGACCAGCAUGCUGUGACAGAUGUUAUGUUGUGUGAGUUGACAGGAGUCAUGAAUGGGAAAACAACAAAUUUGGAAAAGUGACUGAUGAAGGUGAGCAUUAUUUAUCAGUCUAGUGUGGGCUAUAUUUACUCUGCUUCAGCUUUUUUGUUUAAAACAUGAAGUAAUGUAAAAGUAGAGAUUUCAAUGUCACUUGAUGAAUUUGUCUGUAAAGCAGAGCAUGAAUGGAUUGUGUGAGGUUUUUAUAUCUUUGUACUGCAUAGGCAGUGCAUUUCAGGGAAGGGCCAGCAGUUGGGAUAUGAGUGACCAGAAGAUGGCAAAAGGUUGUAUUGCUUGAGUGAACAAAGAUAACACAUUGCUGAUGAAGAUGAAUGCACUUGAACAACAAAGUCACAGUAAGAAUUCAAAUGUGUGUAUGAAAGCUCUCAAGGCUAUUAAGAGAUUAGAAGAGCUGGUGAAGAUGUAUCACAAAUAAGCUGGAUGAUUAGUAUAUGGAAGUACUGUGCUGGCAGAAGAAGAGCAAAGUCAGAUCAAAAUGGAAGAAUUACUGGAAACAGUGCAGAAAAUCUGUCUUGAGAGGAAUCAAUACAUUUACUCCAGAGGAACAUUAAAAGGGGGAGAUAAUAUUUUGAGCUGUGGACAAAAAAAAAUCUGGAGUGGAAAUGUUUAGAGGUUUAUAGUAGCACAGUAGUAUAAUUUUUAAAGUUUUCUUAACUGCCUUCCUGAGAAGAGCUGUAGAGUACAGUACAAAGGAACUUUUCAGCUCCUUUAGGAUGGCAGUACCAGAGGAAGUAGUGACAAUUGCUGGUUUUAUUGGGACAGCUAACUCUGCCCCAGGUAUAGGAUUGUAACAUUUCAGUAUUCUGACCACCUGAAAAACGAGAGGAUCAGCAGAUUACUUUGUGAUUUAGUCAGCUGUAAUGUAUUGUGUCUUCAAGGCAAGGCUUUGGGAGCUGUGGGGUGGCUUCUGUGAGAAGGUUCCAGAAGCCUCUCCUGUGUCUGACAGAAUCAGUGCCAGCCAAGAUAGACCUGCCUCUGGCUGAGGCUGAGCCUGUCUGUGAUGGUGGUAGUGCUUCUGGGACAGUGGGGAAUGGGGGGAGGAAAACCUACACAACAGAGGCAGCAGUUCAAGAAGAGCAGUGAGAUCAUGUGAGACAAGCAGCUCUGCAGACAGGAAGGUCAGUGCAGGACGGGAGGAGGUUCUCCAGGUGUCAGGUGCAGCGAUGGUGAGGCAGCUGUGCCCCUGCAGCCCAUGGAGGUCCAUGGUGCAGCAGGGAUCCCCCUGUGCAGAACUCAUGUGUUGGGGCAGGUGGAUGCUUGAAGGAGGCUGUGAUCCUCUGGGAAGUCUGUGCUGAAGCAGGCUCCUGGCAGAACCUGUGGCUCCGUGGAGAAAGCCCACACAGAAGCAGGUUUGCUAUCAGGAUUCUGACCCUGUGGGGAGUCCCACACUGGAGCAAGCUGUUUCUGAAGCAUUGAGCUCUGUGGAAAGGGACUGCAGCCCAUGGGAAGGACUCAUAUUGGAGAAGCUCAUGGAGGACUGUCCAUGAGAGAGACCCAUGUUCUCCUUGACCCUGGUUUCUCCAAAGACUCUGGUAACAUUCUGCACUAAUGACAUGCUCCUUCGCACACUGAUGGCAGGAGACAGCACCCUCUCCACUGUGACCCAUGUUAUUGUGGAUGAAGUACAUGAGAGGGAUAGGUUCAGCGACUUUUUGCUAAUAAAACUGAGAGAUGUGCUGCAAAACCACAAUAAUUUAAAACUAAUUAUUUCUAGUGCUGCUCUAGAUGCAAAUCUCUUUAUUAGGUAUUUUGGAAGCUGCCCAGUAAUACAUAUCCAAGGGAGACCUUUUGAAGUUAAAGAGAUGUUUCUGGAGGAUAUUUUACGAAGUACUGGGUAUACAAACAAAGAGAUGGUGAAAUACAAAAAAGAGAAGCAGCAAGAAGAGAAGCAGAAGAGCACUCUUGCUGAGUGGUGUUCAGCUCAAGAAAACACUAACAGACUGACAUCUCGGAGACAAAAAUCAGUUCCAAGGACAAAUGAAGAGUACAAAUGGUUGGAUGAGGGUGGUGACACAGUGUUUAAUCAACUGACUGAAAAAGAUGUGAAUUGCCUUGAACCGUGGAUAGUAAAAGAAAUGGAUUCCUGUCUUUCUGACAUCUGGUUGCAUAAAGACAUUGAUUCAUUUGCUCAGGUGUUAAAUCUUAUUUUAACUGAAAAUGUCAGUGUUGAUUAUAGGCACAGUGAAACUGGUGCGACUGCUCUGAUGAUUUCUUCAGGGAGAGGCUUUUUGAGUCAAGUAGAACAGUUGAUCAGUAUGGGAGCAAGUAUCCACUGCAAGUCAUCUAAUGGCUGGAUGGCUGUGGACUGGGCUAGGCACUUUGGACAGACAGAAGUUGUUGAUCUGUUGGAAUCCUACAGUGCUUCAUUUGGAUUUGGAAAUCUGGAUGAAAGUUCCCUGGUCCAGAAAAGUGGUAGUGACCUUAGUGCAGAGGACAGAGAACUACUGACAACUUAUCAUCAUAGUUUUGAUGAUGAAAAAGUGGAUCUGGAUCUGAUAAUGCACUUACUUCACAGCAUCUGUCAUAGUUGUGAUGCAGGAGCAGUUUUAAUAUUUCUUCCUGGGUAUGAUGAGAUAGUGAGCCUGAGGGACCGCAUUCUUUUUGAUGACAAGAGAUUUGCUGAUAAUGCUCACAGAUACCAAGUUUUCAUGCUUCAUUCAAGUGUACAGACUUUGGAUCAGAAGAAAGUGCUUGAAACUCCACCUUCUGGCAUCCGCAAAAUUAUUCUUUCUACUAAUAUUGCAGAAACCAGCAUAACAGUCAAUGAUGUGGUGUUUGUCAUUGACUCAGGCAAGGUGAAAGAGAAGUUUUUUGAUGCACUGAAUCGUGUUACAAUGCUAAAAAUGGGAUGGAUUUCAAAAGCCAGUGCUAUCCAGAGAAAAGGCAGGGCUGGGCGCUGUCAGCCUGGAGUCUGUUUUCGUCUCUUCAGCAGGCUUCGAUUUCAGAAUAUGUUGGAAUUUCAGUCUCCAGAACUUCUAAGAAUGCCACUUCAGGAGAUUUGUUUGUACACAAAACUUCUGGCUCCAAUUAAUUGUCCAGUUGUAGACUUUCUCAUGAAAGCUCCUGAUCCUCCGCCUGCUGUAACUGUGAGAAAUGCUGUGCACAUGCUUAAGACCAUAGAUGCCAUGGACCCUUGGGAAGAUCUCACUGAGCUUGGUUAUCACCUCACUGAAUUACCUGUAGAGCCACACCUUGGUAAAAUGGUGUUGUAUGCUGUAGUUCUGAAGUGCCUGGAUCCUGUUCUGACCAUUGCCUGUGCUCUUGCCUGCCAAGACCCUUUUGUGCUGCCCACGCUGGCCUCCCAAAAGCGCGCAGCCAUGCUGUGCAGGAAGCGUUUUGCUGCCGGGACGUUCAGUGACCACAUGGCCCUGCUCAGGGCUUUCCAGGCAUGGCAGAAGGCACGCAGUGAUGGCUGGGAGAGAGCCUUCUGUGAUAAGAACUUCCUGUCCCAAGCUACAAUGGAAAUCAUUGUAGGAAUGAGAACACAGGUGCUUGGUCAGCUUAGAGCCUCAGGUUUUGUGAGAGCCAGAGGAGGAGCUGAUAUUAGAGAUGUUAAUACUAACUCUGAGAACUGGGCUGUAAUUAAAGCUGCCUUAGUGGCUGGCAUGUAUCCCAAUCUUGUGCAUGUAGACAGAGAAAGCCUGGUGUUGACUGAACCAAAGGAGAAGAAAGUUAGAUUUCAUCCUACCUCUGUUCUUGGUCAAUCUCAGUAUAAAAAGAUUGCCCCAGCAAAUGGACAAGCUGCAGCCAUCCAGGCCCUCCCUACAGACUGGCUGAUAUAUGAUGAAAUGACGAGAGCUCACAAGACAGCAAACAUCAGGUGCUGCUCUGUUGUGACACCUGUCACCGUGUCCCUCUUCUGUGGACCAGCCAGGCUGCCAAGUAACACCUUGCAGGCAUCUUCAUCCUUUCGAGGGGGAGGGGUAUCUAAUGAUAGCAGUGACAGUGAGAUGGAGGACAAAACAACUGCUAAUCUGGCACUACUGAAGCUGGACGAAUGGCUCCACCUCAAACUGGACCCUGAAGCUGCUGGUAUGCUGUUGCAACUCAGGCAGAAGUGGCACAGUUUGUUCCUGCGUCGUAUGCGAGCUCCUUCUAAACCGUGGUCUCAGGUUGAUGAAACAACUGUAAGAGCAAUUACAGCUGUUCUGAGUGCUGAAGAGCAGUCUGCAGGUCUGCAGCAGCCUUCAGGAAUCGGCCAGAGACCAAGACCUGUGACGUGUGAAGAACUUCCUUUGGCAUCUACAUGGAAGUCAACCAACAGCAGAAAAAGCUCAACAGAAACUGAAUUGUCUGACUCCUCUAGUGCUGAAAAGGCUUCAGUGAAAUCUACAUCUCCUGCACUCCAACAGCCAAAGAAGUACAAAGAAAAAGACAUUUUGCUCUCCAAACGAUCCUCAGAUGACAGAUCAGCUCAGUCCUCAGUGAAGACUGCUGACAGCAGUAGCUAUUCCAGCCCCUGUGCUAGUCCUUCUUCUCCAGUGUCUGGAAAGGGUUGCAAAUCUCCUUCACCAAGACAAAAUAUGCCAGUUCGGUACUUUAUAAUGAAAAGUAGCAACUUGCAAAACAUUGAUAUUUCUCAACAAAAGGGAAUAUGGUCCACUACACCAAGUAAUGAACGGAAACUGAAUGGAGCCUUUUGGGAGAGCAGCAUGGUUUACUUAAUAUUUUCUGUUCAAGGGUCUGGAUGCUUUCAGGGUUUUGCUAGAAUGGGUUCAGCGAUUGGGUGUGAGAAAAGUCAAGACUGGGGAUCUGCUGGUUUUGGAGGUGUAUUUAAGGUGGACUGGAUCCGAAAAGAAAGCAUUCCUUUUCAGUUUGCACACCAUUUGCUCAACCCGUGGAAUGACAGUAAGAAAGUACAGAUAAGUAGAGAUGGCCAGGAGCUGGAGCCACAAGUUGGAGAGCAGUUGCUGCAGCUUUGGGACCGUAUUCCUUUGGCAGGAAAAAAACUGACUGAGCAUGCCAAGUAAUGUUACAGAGCUGGUUUAGGUUGUUGAAACAUCAGCCACAAGAACCAGCAGCAUAUCUACAACAAAGAUGAGGAAGAAGGUGACGCAGUAGCCUCCUGACAUUCCUCCUCAUGCUGGACAGCUAGAAGUGGAAAAAUAAGAGGGAAUUGUGUUGUUUUCAGUGUUUACUUGCCAGCCUGUUUUUUGACUGAGUUGGUUUUUUGACAGUAGUGUGCAGUUGGUACUUAUAAAUACAGAUAAGUUGAAAACAAAGUUUGAAACAAUGGACCUCAUGUAAGUUGUCUGUGGGUUUAAAAUAGCAUAACAGACAGUUUAAGUAUGCAGUUUACAGUUGAAGCUUUCUCAACCCAGUAAAAGGUAUGAGAAUGUAAAUGUUAAUUAAUCAGUCUUGCAGUUCAGUAAAAAAAAAAAAAACUCCAAAUAUGUUGAAAGGCUCCUUAAGUGUACUUCCACAUCCACAGUGCAAGAGAGCAGAAUAUAUUCAUACAAAUAACUAAGCAGCUGGAAAUGUUAAUUUUUAAUUUAUUUACAGGCAAUUUAAAAAAAAAUUGUUUAAAUUUAUAUUAUUUUGGUUUUCUUUGUAUUUAUUUGUUUUUAUUACUGAAUUUAAUUAUUUUAAAUUAAUUUAAUUUAAAUAGAAAAGAAGGAGCAUGAGACUUGAGAUUGGGUGUGCCCACUGAUACUUCUUAAAGUUUCAGUUAUUUUUCACCUAUAAGAUGUGACUCACACCCUUGAGAAGCUGAAACAGUCUUUCAGAGGCCUGUGGCCAAGUGGUACUUCAGUAGUUCACUAAUUUAGGCAGAGUUAGAAGAUUUGUAUUUCUUUAAAAAACAAUAAAAAUCAUUACCAGUACAAUUUCCUUGAUCAUUUAACAUUGUCUUCAUGCUUUCUUUCAACUUGUUUCUUUUUCUUCCACACCACAGCUGUCUUGGUUUAUUUGGCUUUUUCUUAGUCCUUAACAUACUGUACUGUAAGUCUGGUAUAAACGGGUGUGAUCACUGUCAGCAGUGUUUGUGGUCAUUCUUACGUUAAACCAAGAUUUUUUCUGCUUCUGAACCUCUGCCCUAACCCUAACCCAAACCCUAACCCUAACCCAACCACGCUCCCGCCGCCGCCCCUUCUGCGUUGGGUAUUUUUAUUUGGUUUCAAUAAAACUUUUACCACUAAUUCCCA
Messenger RNA from Haemorhous mexicanus (house finch), 6208 nucleotides. Its product is annotated as 3'-5' RNA helicase YTHDC2-like. The record is from RefSeq and is a predicted model, not a curated record. Gene Ontology annotation, molecular function: RNA binding; protein binding; ATP binding. Gene Ontology annotation, cellular component: intracellular anatomical structure. The coding region runs from base 1562 to 5035 and encodes 1157 amino acids. NCBI's taxonomy places the organism in Eukaryota, Metazoa, Chordata, Aves, Passeriformes, Fringillidae. The transcript is spliced from 26 exons.